Trachymyrmex septentrionalis is the source of this 2715-nucleotide messenger RNA. RefSeq names its product CAAX prenyl protease 1 homolog. Gene Ontology annotation, cellular component: endoplasmic reticulum membrane. Gene Ontology annotation, molecular function: metalloendopeptidase activity. The transcript is spliced from 7 exons. The record is from RefSeq and is a predicted model, not a curated record. Gene Ontology annotation, biological process: CAAX-box protein processing. The coding region runs from base 1096 to 2427 and encodes 443 amino acids. Lineage: Eukaryota; Metazoa; Arthropoda; Insecta; Hymenoptera; Formicidae.
CUGUGUUCCCGCCAUUAUUGCAGAAAGCGAGACGAUGGCAUGAGUUGCAUGCCCCAGGUGUUCAACUCGCACGAUCCGUAAAUUCGGGUUCGACUCCAUCGAUUCCACCUGCGCGGCGCAGGAUGCGCCCUAUUUUUUCGCGUUUAGGAGAACACCCCGCUCCACCUCGUGAUCAAAUACUAAAAUUGUGUUUUCGCGGAGGACGCGGAGCACCCGGAGCACUAUUGCUCCAAUACGAACAAAUACGAGUUACGUAAUAUCCUGAUUCAGUCAAUGGCAUUUAAAGUUAUAUAGACUUAAAAGGCCUAUUGUGAAUUUUACAUUGACUCGAUACGAGACAAAACUGUGAAUUAACUACGUGUGACCUCGAAGAGGCAUACACUGGAUCAGUAGAUUUAUCGUAUGCUACUAUGACCCUUAUGAAUGGAUCGGAAAACAAUAUAGGGGUGUAAAGAAGAAGAAGACGUAAGCAGUAAGGAAAUCAACAUGUUGGAUUGGCUACUGCUUACAUUAUUGCGUUACGGUCUUCACUCUGAUUGGCCCAUUCGCAUAGUGCUCGUGUCUUACUGCUUAAUUCUUCUUAGUGGACCAUUGCCAUGGAUUUUAUCUCUCUCAUUCCGCAUAAAUCGUUACGGCUACUACUUUAGCGCGAGAUUCUGAACAUCCUUAAGAAUUUAAGCAGAACCAUUACCCCCAAAACAGUGUUGUUAGGCGAGUCACCUUUACGCGCAUGCACAUUGAAAGCGCUGGUGAAAUCCAGUAACGUACGUACACAGAGUGAAAGAGAGGUAUCCUAUAGUUUUGGCGGGAUUCGACCAGGUCUGCCAGCAAGAAAGUUAAUGAGUUACGUCAAAAUAGGGCCUUGCAGAACUUUUGUAAGUUCGACAUUAAUACAGCACUGAUGCCGCAGCCGAACGCGCAAUGCGCAUGCGUCAAAAGGUGACUCGUCCAACACACUGCCCUGAGAAGGUUUAAUGCUGGGUCGCAAGCAAUCGCAAGCUUAAAGUAACGUGCGGUACUGUGACCAUAACAGAGUCGAAAUCCAUACAGAGAAAUUAAAGAAGAACAAGAACAUCCUGUUAAUAUUUUAACAAAAUGGAGGCACUUGUGGAUUUUUGGGAGAAACAUAUUCUUGAAACAAUUUUAUGGAUGAUAUGGCUAUUGAACUUUUGGCAUUAUUAUUUAAAUUUUCGCCAGAGAGCAUUGCUGCAACGUCUGGUUGAUUUACCCAAAUCGAUUGAGGGUUUAAUGAGUAAGGAUACAUAUGAUAAGGCUCGUGCAUAUGCAUUGCACAGAAAUACCUUUGGUACAGUACAGGAUGUAUAUUCUAAGAUUUAUAAUACUUUAAUCCUGAUAUUUUAUGCCUAUUACUAUUUCUGGCAAUGGAGCAUUAAAAUAGCAAAGUAUUAUGAUUUCGACCACAAGAAUGAAAUACUGAUAAGCGCAAUAUGUAUGUUUAUCAUAGGCAUAUUUUCUCACAUAUCCAAUCUGCCGAUAGAAAUAUACGAUACUUUUGUUUUGGAACAGAAACAUGGCUUUAAUAAACAAACAGCUAUGUUUUUUAUUAAGGACGAAAUUAAGAGAUUCCUCGUGACUCAAAUUAUCACUUUACCUCUUUUAUGUGGUAUAAUAUGGGUUGUGCAAAAUGGUGGCGAUUAUUUCUUCUGGUACUUGUGGUUAUUAACUGUGGUAGUAUCGUUAUUCAUGAUAAUUUUGUAUCCAGAAAUAAUUGCGCCAUUAUUUGACAAAUAUACACCAUUGCCUGAGGGUGAAUUAAAGCAAAAGAUCGAAGAAUUGGCAGCUUCCUUGAAAUUUCCUUUGUACAAGCUGUUUGUAGUUGAAGGCUCCAAAAGAUCGUCACACAGCAAUGCCUAUCUGUAUGGUUUUUAUAAAUACAAAAGAAUAGUUCUCUUUGAUACACUCAUCAAGGAUUAUUGUAAAAAAGACAGCAAUGAUGACGACAAAGAAAUUGGUUGUGAAACAAAUGAAAUACUGGCGGUACUCGCACAUGAAUUGGGUCAUUGGAAACAUAAUCAUGCUUUGCUAGGAUUUCUGUUAAGUCAGAUAAUACUUCUAGCCAAUUUUAUUAUGUUUGCCAAACUCUUGCGAUAUACACCAAUGUAUAGCGCUUUUGGCUUCGUCGAUAGUCAGCCCAUCAUUAUCGGUCUAUUUAUUGUAACAAUGUAUAUUUUAAUACCACUGAAUACAAUCUUUAAUUUUAUUAUCGUGGUAAUCAGCCGAAGAUAUGAAUUUCAAGCAGAUCAUUUUGCCACAAAAUUAGGUCACGGCGAGGCUUUAAAAGCAGCUCUUUUAAAAUUACAGAAGGAUAAUUUAGGAUAUCCUUUAUAUGAUAAAUUGUAUUCCUCUUGGAAUCAUUCACAUCCGCCUACCAUCGAACGAUUGGAAGCGAUAGAUAAAACCAAAUAAGGGACGAGUUUUUUUAUUCUACGCGGUUUUCAUAACUUUGAGGGCAUGAAAAAUGAAGCCUGAAGUUUACCGAUACAAAAGCAUUAAUUUUUGUUUACGUUAUUUUAAACAUCGCAUUUUCCUUUUUAUUUUAAUUCUAAUAUCCAGAGUUGAACGGACCUAAAUAAGUCCGAGAUAAUUAUGCUUCCUGUUUAUUGUCAUAAUGUCAAUAUGAUUCUGUUUUUAUUAUAAUAUCUGUUACACUCCGUUCCAGUUGGAUAAACAUUUUUAACAGAGCUUUACUCUCUA